Messenger RNA from Linum tenue, 2093 nucleotides. The record is from the annotation of a GenBank genome assembly. NCBI's taxonomy places the organism in Eukaryota, Viridiplantae, Streptophyta, Magnoliopsida, Malpighiales, Linaceae.
AAAACAGGUCAAAGCGCAAACUUCCUUUCCUUCCUCCCCUGCGGCCUGCCUGCCAAAUUUUCGUAUAUCCACUACCUUCUCUCACUGUUCGCUUAGCAGCCACUAGAACCGCAAUUCGCAUUGUCAUUCUAUCUCUUAUCUCCAGAAAAAGAAAAUGCAAGCAGCUGCAGCGGCAGCCAUGGCGGCUCACGCAAUCCUGACAGCUUCCCCUUCGUCUUAUACGCUCCUUGCCCCCGUUUCGAAACCCGUCGCCGCCCACCACCAACCACCGGCUCUCCAUUCUAUCUUCAAUGGAGUUAAGCUCCCUCUUCGUCAGUCCAUGGCUUCUCUGUCCCUAGCUGCUCCCUCCACCAAGAAGCCCCUCACCGUCGUCGCUGGCACCAAGAAGGCCGUCGCUGUUUUGAAAGGCACUUCCAGUGUCGAAGGCGUUGUCACCUUGACUCAGGAAGAGGACGCAGGCCCAACAACUGUAAGUGUUCGCAUCACUGGUCUCACUCCAGGGUCUCAUGGUUUCCACCUGCAUGAGUACGGGGACACAACGAAUGGCUGCAUUUCAACAGGACCACAUUUCAAUCCCAACGGCUUGACUCAUGGUGCUCCUGAAGAUGAAGUCCGACAUGCGGGCGACCUGGGAAACAUAGUUGCUAAUGCUGAUGGUGUAGCAGAAGCAACAAUUGUGGACACACAGAUCCCUCUGAGUGGCCCUAAUGCAGUAGUCGGAAGGGCUUUUGUGGUCCAUGAGCUGGCGGAUGAUCUCGGAAAGGGUGGGCAUGAGCUUAGUUUGAGCACAGGAAAUGCAGGAGGUAGACUUGCAUGUGGUAUGUAUCACUUUCCAGUUCUGUUCUCAAUCUCUUCUUGUUCUGCCUGAUUAACUGUUCCUUGACUAACUCUUCUGAGCAUAUUAGGGUAGCUCAUUUGUUGGUUGACUAACCAUGUGUAUGGUGAGUGAUGAUUCACUUUACUGUUUGCAUGGCAGUUGCCUCUGUUCCCAAAUAACAUACAUCUAUGUCCAAAAUUCGAAUUCGUAAAAAUUUAUGGAAGAGGAAGGGAUAGUGGGCUGAAUUGAAAGCCUAUUCACUUGCCAAAACUCUAUAUACCGGUAGAUCGAAAAGUUUGUGGUGCGGCUAUACUGAAAAUGAGUAGAUCCAUUAGCUUGUCAUUUGAAGUUUGGUAAGCAAGCCUCAAACCUUGCAACCCUCAUUCAUAAGGUGAUUUCAAGAUCAAAGACUAUCUAUAUGAUGUUCUCGGAAAACCUGACUCAGUUUUGAUAGAUAUGGGAAUCUUGAGCUGAGAUGUCUUGCUCUCAAUCUAGAUUCGAGAAUGUGAGUUGAGUACACGGCGUACUACAGUACUAGGACCUGAACUAUCAUGCACAAACUUUACUGUCAAAUCACUUAUUAAUUUCUCUUAGCAGCAGCAUUUCUACGUUAAUGGAGUCGCUUCUGUGCCUCGCUGACCCUUGUUUGUGCAUUGGCUGCUUCUGAUAUGUCCAUCGCAUUCUGUUCCCCUUUGUGGUGCAGGUGUUGUCGGCUUGACGCCUAUAUAAUUUACAAACAAAUCAAAAUUCUGGAGUAUGGUGACCGUGCUCAUAUGCCCAGUUUUUCAUACUACAGGCCAAUGUUGAUUGUGGUUCCAAAUUUAGAUGUGUACUCUAUGCAUGUGAAUGAGGAAACAGAACCAAAAAAGCUGCGAUAUUUCAGCCAGCAGCAAUAGAUACACUUGAGAUGCUUGUUGGUUCGACUUCGACAGCAGCAGCUUUCUGUAAUUGGAUUAUUCUGUAAGCAGAAAAGAGAUGGAGAAGCAUUGGGCCCGUUUUUUAUGAUUAGCUUUCCUUGAGAUUUACCUAAUUGCGUGUGGAUUGGGCUAGAGUUUAUGGCCCAAAUGGAUGCCCAUGGAAAAUGUCCAUGGCGAUUGGCGACCCAACAGAAGCUAAAAGCCGUAGAGCAUAUAGUGCUUCAAAAUGAGUUGAGUUGAGUUGAGUUGAGCGGAUUUUUUAUCUAAUUUGAGUCGAGCUCAGCUGGUUUACGAUAAAUAAAUACCUCUGUGUAAUAUCCGGACGAAACCUAACCUAUCAUCUUUCUACUUUCAUUUUC